Messenger RNA from Notodromas monacha, 1506 nucleotides. NCBI's taxonomy places the organism in Eukaryota, Metazoa, Arthropoda, Ostracoda, Podocopida, Cyprididae. The record is from the annotation of a GenBank genome assembly.
AUGCAUUGCAGUGACGCGACAGAUGGAAACGACGGUGUCGACAGCGAAAAACGACGAAAGCCGAAGCUGCACGGUAAUAGUGACACACACUGCACGCGGAAUACACUGGAUCAAGUGCGUCGUCGUCGGUUCCUCCAGAAGUUCUCGCCACAAACAACCACGCGAUGGAAAGCCCGCGUCACGCCGCCUGAAACCACAUUCAACACCCUGUUGAUACCGUCGAAUGAAGGCAGUCUCUCCAGGAACUCUUGUCUGGCUCUGCUGUCGUCGGACGAGUCGUUCUUCGGGGUUCGUCGUUCUCGCGAAGCCUCGCCGUCAUCAUCUUCCUCCUCGAACACCUUUCCACAACGCGAAAAAAACAAAAUAAUCCAACAUCAACCUGAUGGGUAUAAACAAGGCUCAUGGGUUCUGACCUGGUCAUCAUCCUGUCUGGCCAGGGCCUCUUCUUGGGCCUUCUCCACCAGGGCCCUGACAAACACCUCAGCCUUUUCCCUGAGCACAGGGUCAGCCAGCAGCAAGUCCCUCAACUUCUCCCUGGCCAACUCAAAGUGCUCAUUGGACACCUGGUCUUCUGACCAGUUGAGGUUAGGCACCAACUCUGGCACAUCAUCCUCUUCAUCCUCCUCCACAUCCAGGCUGUGCUUGCCUGCCAACAGCUCCCUGGGUGGCGCUGCAGCUAUGCCCUCACCCGAAGGAGGCUCGGCGCGAACUGCCGCUGGCUCGUCCACCAGCACGAACGUGAUUCGCUUGCGGAGUUUUGGCCGCCCUGCGCCCGCGGGCAACAGGCAUGUGGGCGGCGGGGUGCGGGGGGAUUCAAUACUGCCGCCACCACCACCACCACCGGCACCUACAAUGACGGUGGUGGUGGACGCCGGCAGGGACUGUUGCUUCACCAGCCUGCGUUUCCCCUGUGCCUGUCCGUCUUCCGCUUCAAUAAACGCGAGCCAGCGGAAAACUCAAAGAGCGCUGUUCAAGUUUUACCAUCAGCAGACACUUCACGCGUGUCCCGAACAGGUGUGUCUUGGAACCGCAGUUGAGGAGGCGCGCGUCUCGCUGGCAUCAUUGCGACCUCUGUCCUCGGCUCGAUUGAAACGCGCGGAAUUCGCCAAACUCGCGGAUAUUGGGAUCAAAUUACAUGCUAAGCAGACAACAAAGCAGCAGCAGCAGGAGAGAAAAGGGAACAUAUGUGAUAAAGCCUCAAGCUAUAAGAAGAAGAAAAGGAAUCUUGUGCAACAGGAAGUUCCUUGGUCACCAUUUUCCCCUCUGAAAGGCAAAGGUGUUCCUGUGUGUGCUGUGGGGGAUAAAGAGAUGGGAGAACAAGCAGUUGUGCAUAAACCCUUCAUCCUCAACAAGCAGCACAGCACUGACCUGUGUGCAAAGGCAGGCAGACAAGGUCCCUUCAUGAAAAACUGCGAAAAGUUGGUCUUGCUAUUUCUAGUGUCUGUGCUGCUGGUGAGAGCUCAAGAAACUGAUUUAUUUGCUGACUCGACAUUGCGCGACACCUAA